Pterocles gutturalis (yellow-throated sandgrouse) is the source of this 2589-nucleotide messenger RNA. RefSeq names its product transforming growth factor, beta receptor associated protein 1 (gene TGFBRAP1). The record is from RefSeq and is a predicted model, not a curated record. The transcript is spliced from 11 exons. NCBI's taxonomy places the organism in Eukaryota, Metazoa, Chordata, Aves, Pterocliformes, Pteroclidae. Gene Ontology annotation, biological process: autophagy; vesicle-mediated transport; endosomal vesicle fusion. Gene Ontology annotation, cellular component: membrane; cytoplasm. Bases 1 to 2589 code for a protein of 862 amino acids.
AUGAGUGUUAAAGCUUUCAAACUUGUUUCUGCUGUUGAGCGGGAGAUGUUAAUGGGAGACAAAAAUUACAUCAACAUCGAAUGCAUUGAGUGUUGUGGAAAGAACCUCUAUAUUGGAACCAAUGACUGCUUUAUCUAUCACUUUCUGUUGGAUGAAAAGAUCUCACCAGCUGGAAAAAUAACUUUUGCUGCCACCAAGCAACUGCAUAAAUACCUGGGCUUGAAGAAGCCUGUGAGUGAGUUGAAAGCUGCCUCUGCCCUCACCAGGCUUCUUGUGCUUUGCGACAACACAAUAACACUAGUAAACAUGAUGAACUUGGAACCUGUCCCCACUGGUGCUAGAAUCAAAGGAGCUGUGACAUUCACACUAAAUGAAAACCCUGUGAGUGGGGAUCCUUUCUGUGUGGAAGUCUGCAUUAUCUCGGUCAAGCGGCGGACCAUUCAACUGUUCAUGGUGUUUGAAGACAGAGUCCAGAUAGUGAAGGAAGUGUUUACUCCAGAGCAACCCUGUGCUGUGGCUGUAGAUGGUUAUUACUUAUGUCUUGCACUUACUACACAGUAUAUAAUUUUGAAUUAUAAUACUGGCGUCUCCCAGGAUCUAUUUCCUUAUUGCAGUGAUGAGAAACGGCCAAUUGUGAAAAGGAUAGGCAGACAAGAGUUUCUGUUGGCUGGCCCCGGAGGCCUAGGUAUGUUUGCAACUGUAGAUGGCAUUUCACAGCGUGCCCCUGUGCACUGGUCAGAGAACGUGAUUGGAGCGGCUUUGUGCUUUCCUUACGUGGUUGCUCUUGAUGAUGAGUUCAUUACAGUGCAUAGCAUGCUGGACCAGCAGCAAAAGCAAACGCUGCCUUUUAAAGAAGGCCACAUUCUACAGGACUUUGAAGGAAAGGUGAUUGUUGCUACUAAUAAGGGUGUGUAUAUCUUGGUGCCGCUACCUUUGGAAAAACAGAUUCAGGAUCUUCUAGCUAGCCACAGAGUGGAAGAAGCCCUUGUUCUAGCAAAAGGAGCUCGAAGGAAUAUUCCAAAAGAAAAAUUUCAGGUAAUGUACAAACGAAUCCUGCAGCAAGCAGGUUUUAUACAGUUUGCACAGCUUCAGUUCCUUGAAGCAAAAGAACUCUUCAGAAGCGGCCAGCUUGAUGUCCGGGAGCUGAUCUCUCUCUACCCCUUCCUGUUGCCUACUUCCUCUUCAUUUAUACGGUCUCAUCCCCCUCUGCAUGAGUAUGCGGACCUAAACCAGCUGACCCAAGGGGACCAGGAGAAGAUGACAAAAUGCAAACGAUUCCUCAUGAGUUACUUGAAUGAAGUCCGCAGUACUGAGGUUGCAAAUGGCUACAAGGAAGAUAUUGACACAGCUUUACUCAAGCUGUAUGCAGAGGCAAAUCAUGAAAGCCUGCUGGAUCUGCUAGUUUCGGAGAACUUUUGUCUUUUAACAGAUAGUGCUGCCUGGCUGGAAAAACACAAAAAGUAUUUUGCACUUGGUCUCCUGUAUCACUACAACGGUCAGGAUGCUGCAGCACUUCAGUUAUGGGUGAAAAUAGUUGAUGGAGACAUUCAGGAUUCUACACGUUCAGAUCUCUAUGAAUAUAUAGUAGACUUCCUUACGUUCUGCUCAGACCAAGAUCUAGUGUGGAAAUACUCUCAAUGGGUUUUACAAAAAAAUGAAGAGGUUGGCGUACAGAUUUUCACUAAAAGGCCUUUGGAAGAACAGGAGAAAAACAUUAAUCCAGAUGAUAUCAUCAGUUGCCUUAAUAAAUAUCCUAAAGCACGUGUUAAAUAUCUAGAACAUCUAGUAUUGGAAAGAAAAAUAGAGAAAGAAAAGUACCAUACUCAUCUAGCUGUCUUGUACUUGGAGGCAAUACUUCAGCUAAAAUCUGUGACCACAGACAAUUGUACAGAAACAACUGAACUGCUGUUUAAACUACGCAGCCUUCUUCAGAAGUCCGAUCUUUAUAGAAUUCACUUUAUUUUGGACAAAAUCCAGGGUACAGACCUUCAUAUGGAAAGUGCAAUUUUAUAUGGAAAACUAGAAGAACAUGAGAAGGCUUUGCAUAUCCUUGUCCAUGAGUUAAAGGACUUCCAUGCUGCUGAAGAAUACUGCAUAUGGAACUCUGAGAACAGAGACGUGCAGUACAGACAGAGGCUUUUCCAUAUGCUGCUGUCAGUGUAUCUGAGUCCAGGCGCUUCGGAUUGUGCACUAGUUACAGCUGCUGUGGACCUCUUGAAUAACCAUGCUGCUGAAUUUGAUGCGGCUCUAGUUUUGCAGCUGGUGCCUGACAGCUGGUCAGUGCAGCUUCUCUCCCCAUUCCUGACUGGAGCAGUGAGGCAAAGCAUUCAUACAAAAAGGAUGACUCAGGCUGCACUUGGGUUAGCACAAGCUGAAAACUUAAUCUACAAACAUGAAAAGGUUAAACAAAAAGGAACUCCAAUUCUUCUUUCGGACAAAAAGGUCUGUCAGGUGUGCCAAAAUCCUUUCUGCGAGCCUGUAUUUGUAAGAUACCCAAAUGGGGGUAUGGUCCACUCACACUGUGCUGCAGACAGACAUCUGAAUUCAAACGUGAAUCAUCAUUCUUCCAGCUCCAGCAAUCAGACUUGA